Molecule: messenger RNA, 2607 nt
Organism: Hippopotamus amphibius kiboko
Lineage: Eukaryota; Metazoa; Chordata; Mammalia; Artiodactyla; Hippopotamidae
Gene: RALGPS1
Product: Ral GEF with PH domain and SH3 binding motif 1
Exons: 17
Coding region: 285-1925 (546 amino acids)
Biological process (GO): positive regulation of GTPase activity; Ras protein signal transduction
Cellular component (GO): plasma membrane
Molecular function (GO): guanyl-nucleotide exchange factor activity
Source: RefSeq, a predicted model, not a curated record
ACUGCGGCUGGCCACCGGCUCCGCUCCCUCGUCGGCCCGCGCUCCAGCUGCGCCCGGCCCGGCCCCGGCCCGGCUUGGCCCGUCCCCGGCCUCCGAGCGAAGGCGCCGCUGCCGCCUGGGCCGCUCCCAGGGCCAUGAGGAGGCGGCGGCAGCCACUGCGGCCCGCGUCAAGGUGACCGGCCGGGACUGCGGCGGCGGCGGCGGCGGCGAGAGCGGGCGGACUUCUCCAGACAGGUUAUGUCACCUACAGAGGCUGCCCUGAAGCUCCCUGUGGCCCGGAGACUAUGUACAAGAGGAAUGGUCUGAUGGCUAGCGUGUUGGUCACCUCUGCCACUCCACAGGGCAGCAGCAGCUCAGACUCUCUGGAGGGCCAGAGCUGCGACUAUGCCAGCAAGAGCUACGAUGCCGUUGUCUUCGAUGUCCUGAAAGUGACUCCUGAGGAGUUUGCUAGCCAGAUCACAUUAAUGGACAUACCCGUGUUUAAAGCCAUCCAGCCGGAGGAACUAGCCAGCUGUGGAUGGAGUAAGAAGGAGAAACAUAGUCUCGCCCCCAACGUCGUGGCCUUUACCCGGAGGUUUAACCAGGUCAGUUUUUGGGUUGUACGAGAAAUUCUAACAGCACAGACUUUAAAAAUAAGGGCAGAAAUCCUGAGCCAUUUUGUGAAAAUAGCCAAGAAACUUCUAGAACUCAACAACCUUCAUUCUCUCAUGUCUGUGGUAUCAGCAUUACAAAGUGCACCCAUCUUCAGGCUGACAAAAACCUGGGCUCUUUUGAAUCGAAAAGACAAGACCACCUUUGAGAAAUUGGACUACCUGAUGUCUAAAGAAGAUAAUUACAAGCGGACUCGGGAAUAUAUCCGAAGCCUGAAGAUGGUUCCCAGUAUUCCCUAUCUAGGCAUCUAUCUUCUGGAUUUAAUCUACAUUGAUUCUGCGUAUCCUGCCUCAGGCAGCAUCAUGGAAAACGAACAAAGAUCCAAUCAGAUGAACAAUAUUCUCCGAAUAAUUGCUGAUUUACAGGUUUCCUGCAGCUAUGAUCACCUCACAACCUUGCCGCAUGUGCAGAAGUACCUGAAGUCCGUGCGCUACAUCGAGGAGCUCCAGAAAUUUGUGGAAGAUGACAACUACAAACUCUCGCUCAGAAUUGAACCAGGAAGCAACUCCCCGAGACUGGUCUCUUCCAAGGAAGAUCUUGCAGGCCCCUCCAGCGGCUCCAGUUCUGCAAGGUUCAGUCGGCGGCCCACCUGUCCUGACGCAUCUGUGGCUGGCAGCCUCCCCACGCCCCCGGUCCCGAGACACAGGAAGAGUCACAGCCUGGGCAACAACAGGGGACGCCUCUAUGCCACGCUGGGGCCCAACUGGCGGGUUCCGGUUCGGAAUUCUCCCAGAACCCGGAGCUGUGUCUACAGCCCCACCGGCCCAUGCGUCUGUACACUGGGGAGCUCAGCGGCGGUCCCCACCAUGGAGGGGCCUCUGAGAAGGAAAACUCUGCUCAAGGAAGGACGGAAGCCCGCGCUGUCCUCGUGGACCAGGUACUGGGUCAUACUCUCAGGAUCCACCCUCCUGUACUACGGAGCCAAGUCCUUGCGGGGCACAGACAGAAAACACUAUAAAUCCACACCUGGCAAAAAGGUCUCCAUCGUGGGCUGGAUGGUGCAGCUGCCCGAUGACCCUGAGCACCCGGACAUCUUCCAGCUGAAUAACCCCGACAAAGGCAAUGUUUACAAGUUCCAGACUGGUUCCCGGUUUCAUGCAAUACUGUGGCACAAGCAUUUGGAUGACGCAUGCAAAAGCAACAGGCCUCAGGUAAAGUCACCAAAGUCCUGCUUGUCACCUAAAAUACCCUCUCCCCGCCUCAGGACCAUAAAAAACACGCCUCCCUCCUUCCCUCAGAGCCUAUCAGCUAGGCUCCCAGGCACCCUCUUUUGAUCCGCUUUUCCCCAUGAGUCAGGGCACCCAUUGCCCAGCUUGGAACUAAGCCCAGCUUCAGACUAGAACUUUGGAUCUGGCCCCCGUGUCUUUCCCACUGAAGGAAACACCACAGAAACAUCCAUCGGAGACAAGUGACAGGUGGGAUGUUGCCGCAAGGGUCAGGUUACAGCAUCUACUGAGGUCAUCCUCCCGAAAGUUGAUUCGUGGGCAUAUUCCAACCUGACUAAGGGCCUCCCCGUCCCCCACAACCCUUACAAAUAAUGAUAAUAAUAGCUAAUUUGUUGAGAGCCAACCAUGGCUGGUGAGUGGGGCUCUCUGGCUCCUGGGCAUGUUUGAACCAGUGGGAUCUGUCCACCAGGCCUGGCUUGGGGCCUCGACUCCCACCCCCACCACUGCCCUCCCCAGGACCAAGCUUUAGGCAAAAUGCUUUACGUGCAGGAAUUGGCCGAAUCCUCCCAGCAUCCCUGUGAGGUAGGUUCCUGUACUGUCUCUGUUUUAUACUGAGGAAACUGAGGCUCAGAAAGUGGCAGACACUUGUUUAAGGCCCCAUGGUUAGUAAGAUCUAACCCUGCUCUGCCUGACACCAAAGUCUGUACUUGCUGCUCCCAAGCUCUCCCACCUCACACUUUCCGGAGUCGGGGUUGGGGCGGAGGGGGCUGACUUGUUCAGCCUCCUGCCA